AUGUCAGCUAUCAAGAACGUUACUCUCGUCGGUGGAUCUGGCCGCUUGGGAUCUUUUAUUCUGGAUAAGCUUCUCGCCUCUAACAUAUUCAAUGUUCAAGUCCUCAAGCGGGUAGACUCACCAUCCACUCACGCUGCAGGUGUCAAAGUGGUGGAGGCAGACUUCACCGAUCUUGAGUCCUUAACGACAGCAUUCCAAGGCCAGGAUGCUGUGGUUUCGGUUGUCUCCGAUGCAGGUGCCCUCAGCCAGAAGCUCAUGAUCGAUGCCGCCAUCGUCGCCGGCGUCAAACGAUUCCUACCAUCCAACUUCGGCUCAAACCUGGCAAACCCCAACACCCGAAGACUCCCAAUAUUCACUAUGAAAGUAGCUGUCGAGGAUUAUCUCAUUGAAAAAUCAAAGAUUACUGAUCUGACAUACACGUUCGUCAACAAUGGAGGUUUUACGGACUUUUGCAUUGAGAACAAGAUCAUCAUGGACUUUUCCAACUACACGCCUAAGCUGUUCAACGGCGGGGGUUACCAAUUUAGCUCGACUAGUAUGCCAACCGUCGGGGACGCCGUCGUCGGUGUCCUGAAACACCCGAUCGAGACGCAGAACCGACCAGUCUACGUUUCUGAGCUCGUGCUGUCACAAAAUCAGCUCCUCUCCGUGGCGCGACAGAUUGCGCCAAGCAAGCCAUGGGCUCCUGUAAGCGUGGAUUUGGACGCGCUGGUAAAGAGUGCAAUGGAACGGCUUGCACGAGGGCAACAUGAUCUGCCAACUGUUCUACCUAUCCUGCUCAAAUCGGCCAUGGACCCCGAGUUUGGAGCAAAAUUUACGGAGAACGAUAACGGCCUACUGGGCAUCCAGAGCAAGACGGAGGAGUACUUGAUUGAGCUCAUCACUCCAUUGCUCAAUUAG
This is a messenger RNA of Exophiala aquamarina CBS 119918, 900 nucleotides long. RefSeq lists its product as uncharacterized. The transcript has a single exon. Bases 1 to 900 code for a protein of 299 amino acids. The record is from RefSeq and is a predicted model, not a curated record. NCBI's taxonomy places the organism in Eukaryota, Fungi, Ascomycota, Eurotiomycetes, Chaetothyriales, Herpotrichiellaceae. Gene Ontology annotation, molecular function: oxidoreductase activity.